Molecule: messenger RNA, 3527 nt
Organism: Enhydra lutris kenyoni (northern sea otter)
Lineage: Eukaryota; Metazoa; Chordata; Mammalia; Carnivora; Mustelidae
Product: leucine rich repeat neuronal 4
Exons: 4
Coding region: 1-2235 (744 amino acids)
Molecular function (GO): protein binding
Source: RefSeq, a predicted model, not a curated record
AUGUGGUGGGUCCUGCUGCCCCUGCCGCUGCUGCUGCCCACUGCGCUGCACCUCUGCUGGGCAGGGCCUCCCCAGGAGAGGGGCCCGCUUUUCCGGCUGACUCGGCAGGACUCUCGGGAAAGCGGGACCGCCAACGCCACGGUCUCGCCCUGCGAGGGGCUGCCCGCCGCGGGAGCGUCGACCUUGACCCUGGCGAACCGCAGCCUGGAGCGCCUGCCCAACUGCCUGCCGCCCGCGCUGCGCAGCCUAGACGCCAGCCACAACCUGCUGCGCGCCCUGAGCGCGGCAGAGCUCGGCGCCCUGCCGCGGCUGCAGGCGCUGACGCUGCGCCACAACCGCAUCGCCGCGCUGCGCUGGGGCCCCGGCGGGCCGGCGGCGCUGCACACGCUGGACCUCAGCUACAACCGGCUGGCCACGCUGCCGCCGUGCGCCGGGCCCGCGCUGCCCGGCCUCCGCUCGCUAGCGCUCGCCGGAAACCCGCUGCAGGCGCUGCAGCCCGAGGCCUUCGCCUGCCUCCCGGCGCUGCGCCUCCUCAACCUCUCCGGCACCGCGCUGGGCCGCGACCCGGGGGCGGGUAUCGCCGACGGGGCCUUCGCUGGAGCGGGCGGCGCGCUCGAGGUCCUGGACCUCAGCGGCACGUUCCUGGAGCGCGUUCGGUCAGGGUGGAUCAGAGACCUGCCGAAGCUCACAUCUCUCCAUCUGAGGAAGAUGCCCAGGCUGCGGAUCCUGGAGGCGGCUGUUUUCAAGAUGACCCCCAACCUGCAGCAGCUGGAUUGUCAAGACUCGUCCGCCCUGACUUCUGUCCACACACAGCUCUUCCAAGACACUCCUCGCCUACAGGUCCUUCUAUUCCAGAACUGCAACUUGAGUUCUUUCCCUCCGUGGAGCCUGCAUUCCUCCCAAGUCCUGUCCAUCAGCCUCUUUGGCAACCCCCUCAUUUGCAGCUGUGAAUUGUCCUGGCUCCUCAGGGAUGCAAAGAGGACUGUCCUAAGCAGGGCAGCAGACACUGUGUGUGUACCGGCUUCAGGAUCCCGAGACACCUUCUCAGCCCCUCUUUCGCUGUCCCAGCUGCCCACUGUGUGCCAUCUAGACCAAAGCACCACCCUCAAUUCCAGCUCGCCCCAGGCUGUUCCCUUCACCCACCAACCAUCUACGCAGGGUCUCACCACCCCAUGGAGCACAGCCCCCUCCACUCGACCUGUGGAAGCUGGACAGAGUGUCACCAAGCCCCCCUCCUUCCCCGCGGAUUCCGCCACACAAAGUGCAUGGUCCCACAGUGGCAUCAAGGUGGGGACCGUCGGCUCCACGGCCAUCCCCACAGCAGAUUCUAGCACCUCCAGCGCUCUGCGCAGGGCUGCAAGCACAGCUGGGGCAGAGCACCAAGAGCACGCUGACAUGCUGGUCCAUGCGCCUCACGUGUCAGCUGCUUCCACCCCCUCGGCCGGCAAACACCCUGGGCUCUUCUCUACCCCCUGGAGCCGGGUGCAGACGCCCCAGCCUGACUACAGGGCACAGGCCACCCUGCAGGCGCCUCACCCGAGUCCUUCUGAGGGCGCGAUUCCAGUCUUGCUGUUGGACGACUCCAGUGAGGAGGAGGAGGAGGGGCAGAAGGAGGAGGUGGGAGCGCCUCCCCAGGAUGUCCCCUGUGAUUACCACCCCUGCAAGCACCUGCAGACCCCGUGCGCGGACCUGCAAAGACGCUUGCGGUGUCGAUGCCCCGGGCUCAGCGGGGAGGACACCCUCCCGGACCCCCCCAGGCUGCAGGCAGUGACCGAGACCACCGACACGUCGGCCCUCGUGCACUGGUGCGCCCCCAACUCGGUGGUGCACGGCUACCAAAUCCACUACUCUCCUGAGGGCUGGGCGGAAAACCAGUCGGUGACAGUGGUGGCGGACAUCUAUGCCACCGCCCGGCAGCACCCCCUGUAUGGGCUCUCACCGGGCACCAUGUACCGCGUGUGCGUCCUGGCCGCCAACCGCGCGGGCCUGAGCCAGCCUGUCCAGGCCUCGGGCUGGACGCGGGCGUGCGCCGCCUUCACCACCAAGCCCAGCUUUGUGCUGGUCUUCGCAGGGCUGUGCGCUGCCUGCGGCCUCCUGCUCGUCACCACCCUGCUGCUGGCCGCAUGUCUGUGCCACCGCAGCAGAAGGGCACGCCCGCAGCGCUACGACACGCACCUGGUGGCCUACAAAAACCCAGCCUUCGACUACCCGCUGAAGCUCCAGACGCUCAGUUAGCUCUGCACCCCCUCCUCCACCAGAGCUUAAGAACUAGCCGCCCGUGUUUAGAAAAGAAGAGACAGAGGGUCAAAGAGGACCCUGUCAGCUCAGAAUGCCUCUGUGAAUUUCUGUGAAGCCAGCACUCUUGCAGCACAAAGGGAACUUGCCAUGCAGUUUCUCUGUCCGGGGAACCACUGCUUUCCCUGCUGCCUUCUCUGUGCCCGGAAAUGUGACAAUUCACACCAGACCACUCCCGUUGCCACAGCACAGCCUUGUGUGUUAUUUGUGUUUUUCAGCAGUCAGUGCCCCUUCGUGUCCAGUCGAAUAGAUUGGGUGUGUAAGUAGGAAGAGAUAAAACAGUUCACACAAUUCAGUCUCUUUUGCCAUUCUGGAAGUGACAUCCUCAAGUCAUUUCAGGGACGUUCCCUCUGGUCAAGCUUCUGGCUAAAGCAGGUUGUAUUCAAGGAAUCAACUCCUGUGGAUUCUUAAUCUGAGAACUGGGGUAAGGGAGAACUACUGGUUAUGUUUCCUGAGGCUGCCUGGGGUUUAUUGCGUCUCUUGGCAAAAAAAUGUGCUUUUAGCUUUGUAGUUAAAACUGCAGUCUUCUGGGAACCUCUGUGAAACACAAGGACAAGCUGUCCUUUUUAAAGUCAUUGUCUACUGGACUUCUCCAUAGUGUAAGUGGUCAAAGAAACUAUGAACUCCUUUUCUUAAGAAAGAGCAAUAGGAUCACUUCCAGUGAUGAAGUGAAGAGAUGAACAAAAAAGAACGUCAAGGCUCUAGCUAGAAGCCAAAGCAUUUGCUCUCCAUUGCAUCAAACAGUGCCUUCAUGAUUUGUAUCUGAGUGUGGGCAACGCCUUUCAACACCCCUCUUCACUUGUAUACCAAUGUUAAAAAACCGUUUUUUAUAAAAUUACAAUGUGUGUCAUUACUUCUAGAUUUUAAUUUUCUAAGUAUUUAUUUCACUUUUCUGUGACUACUGGAACAAUUACCACAAAUUAGGUGGGUUAAAACAACAGAAAUCUGUUCUUAGGGUUCAGGCCAGAAAACCACAACCAAGGUUAUCAGCAGGAGUGGUUUCUUCUGGAGACUCAGAACUGUUCCAUGCCUGUUCUGGUUGCUAGCUGUCCUGGGUGCUCCUUGGUUUGCAAAUAAAUCCAAUUGAUGCCUUCAUUAUCUUAUGGCAUUCUCUGCGUCCAAAUUUCCCUCUUUAAGAAAAUAUUUCUCCCCCCAUCUUUACAGAGAUAUAACUGACAUAUAACUUUGUGUAAGUUCAUGGUGUGCAACCCGAUUUGAUACACGUAUAUAUU